Durio zibethinus is the source of this 2175-nucleotide messenger RNA. The record is from RefSeq and is a predicted model, not a curated record. NCBI's taxonomy places the organism in Eukaryota, Viridiplantae, Streptophyta, Magnoliopsida, Malvales, Malvaceae.
CUAAUUUAUUGGUGUAGUUUUAAUUUUUGUUUGUUUCAGGCCCAUGUUUAGCCACGGCUCUGGAUUCAGAUCCUUUAAACCAAUGCGCCCAUAAACAGCCUCCCCCGGAGUUUACUCUCAAGGACUAAAACAAAAUCGUUUCCCCAACCAAAACGGCAAAAUCUAAACCCCAUAAACCCUUCCUCGAAGCCUACAACAACAACCACCAUAACCAGCGGAGAGCAAUGAUGAGCUUUCUUUCAGAUCCCUUCUAAUUUUUUCGUCCUUAUAGAGUUAUUGUUCAUUGGCGGGGUUCAUGUUUCUGGGAUUCUCCUUGUUGUUAAAUGGAUGAACAAGAUUUUGAUACAUUGGUGUCAUAUGGAUGAGAAGAUAUCAGAACAUGUUAUCUCUGCGACCAAUUCGCAGAUUUUAUCAUGCUACUUCUGCUCCUGCUGCCAUUGCAUCAACAACUGAUACUUGUGCAGCUUUCUCAAAGCAACCACCAAAGACAAUACUUUUACAAGAAAGUGCCCUUUCCAAGCUUAAAGAUGAAAGAGACCCUGAUAAGCUAUUUGCUUUAUUCAAGGCUAAUGCCCACAAUAAACUUGUCAUUGAAAAUAGGUUUGCUUUUGAAGAUACAGUUUCUCGUUUAGCUGGAGCUCGCCGAUUUGAUCUAAUUGAGCAUUUACUUGAGCACCAGAAAACUCUUCCACAGGGUAGACGUGAAGGCUUCAUUAUGAGGAUUAUAAUGUUGUAUGGUAACGCUGGGAUGAUAAAGCAUGCUAUUGAUACUUUUUAUGAUAUGCAUUUGUAUGGAUGUAAAAGAACUGUUAAAUCCUUCAAUGCUGCACUUAAGGUUUUGAUUCAAACUCAUGAUUUAAGAGCUAUUGAGGCAUUUCUCUCCGAUGUUCCACCAAAAUUUGAUGUUGAAUUGGAUACAUAUACAAUCAAUAUAGUUAUCAAGGCAUUUUGCGAAAUGGAUUUUCUGGAUAGAGCAUAUUUGGUCAUGGUACAGAUGGAAAAGUUGGGGAUAAAGCCAGAUGUCAUUACGUACACAACACUUAUAUCAGCUUCCUAUCAGAAAAACCGGUGUGAGAUUGGCAACGGGUUGUGGAAUCUUAUGGUGUUUAAGGGGUGCAGACCUAAUCUUGCAACUUUUAAUGUUAGGAUCCAGUAUUUGAUUAAUAGGAGGCGAGCAUGGCAAGCUAAUGAUGUGAUGCGUUUGAUGCAGAAAAUUGGGAUAGACCCUGAUGAGGUUACUUACAAUUUGGUAAUCAAAGGUUUUUGCCAGGCUGGUUAUUUUGAAAUGGCUAAAAGGGUUUAUUCUGCUCUAGAAUGUCGUAGUGAGUAUAAGCCUAAUGCUAAGAUUUAUCAGACCAUGAUUCAUUAUCUCUGCAAGGGAGGGGAUUAUAAUUUGGCCUAUACAAUGUGUAAAGGAUGCAUGAGAAAGAAUUGGUUUCCAAAUGUGGAUACUAUUUAUUCACUGCUUCAAGGCCUAAUGAAAAAUGGGCAACUGGGUAAGGCUAAGAUGAUAAUGAUAUUGGUUAGGAAUCGGAUACCACCUUUUUCCUCCGCUCAAUUGGAUUCUUUGCAAUCAGUUUUGUCGAAGACUUGAAUUAAAAUGACAGAUUGAAAAAGGACCAGUUUGAUUAAUGUAAAACCACUGCUUAAAGGAAGCUGAUAUUUCUUUUGCUCCAAGCAGUUUUAGUUUCACAAAACUAAUUGGAGAUUGAUUUUUAUGGUUAACAUCAAAGUGAAGGCAGAUUUCAUUUUUCUUGAAUUAAUUUGUUGUGCCACCUCUAUAUGUCCAUGAUGAAAGAGAAAUCUAUUGGAUAGCAGAAAUCCAAAUUCUUCUUGAAUGAUGAAUAGAAUGGCCACGGAAAGAUGGAAAACUCUUUCUAAUUAAAUACUGAUUGGACGCUAAAUCAGUGAGUUUCCCAUAUUUUAUCAUUUUGGGUUAAGUGGCCGGUUCUGCUUGCUUAAGUGGAUUGGAAGGUGCACUUGGAGGCAUUCUCUAAUGAUGUUUUCUGUUGGCCGUUGAAGGACGUUUGGUUCGCAGAUUCUUAGAUUUCGGAAAAAAAAUAAUUAAAAAAAAAAGUGAUAUUGAAGAAGAAUGCGUGGUUCCUGGGUUUUGUUGACUUAGAUGAUAUAAGAUUUUUGUACGUGGUUCACAAUAAUAUAAAAUUCCCUAAUAAA